AUGUCAAAUAUCAUUGAGAUCAAGCUCGCAAAGAUCUAUGAAGCUCACGUGUGUAUUAUAUACGGAAAGGAUUUUUCAAAAACAGCAUUCGUUACAGUUACCGGUCAAGGCAUUUAUCCUAGAAUUAUUUGGUGCAAUGUAGAUGAUCACCGUAUACCUCAGACUAAUAAUUGCGACGCUUGUUCGUUAGAAAGAAAUGUAAAUUCAUUUGGUGAUGGCAAACCAUGCACUAACAAUCUUUAUAACGGUGAUCCAAGUCAUAAGGACAACCCAUUGGCAGCGGACAGUUGUAUCUGUUUCGGUUACAAAUCAAUACAGUUUGAUUCAACUCCUGUGGGUAAGAUGUCAACAAAGAACAUCUAUUUAGCUAACACUUCAAAGUUGAGUUUUAGUUCAAGAUUUUAA
Molecule: messenger RNA, 405 nt
Organism: Helobdella robusta
Lineage: Eukaryota; Metazoa; Annelida; Clitellata; Rhynchobdellida; Glossiphoniidae
Exons: 3
Coding region: 1-405 (134 amino acids)
Source: RefSeq, a predicted model, not a curated record